UCCUUUCUCCUCCUUCUUCUUUUGGACAAUAAAGAUAAAAAUAGCUUGCCAUCAUGAAGAACACAAUAAGAUGUUGCAUAUCUUGCAUACUACCAUGUGGGGCACUUGAUGUGAUUCGAAUAGUUCAUGCUAAUGGCAAAGUUGAAGAGAUUAGUGGAAGUGUUAAAGCAGCUGAAAUCAUGAAGAUUUACCCUAAACAUGUUCUUAAAAAACCAUCAUCAUCUUAUUAUUCCUCAGAAGGAGGAGGAGUUUGUCCGAAAAUCGUCGUAGUUCCUCCUGAUGCUGAACUUAAACGUGGCAAGAUUUAUUUCCUCAUGCCACUUCCUACUCCUUCAAGUGAAAAAAAUCGUUCAAAAUCAUCAACAACAAGAAAGAAGAAAACAAGAUCUUCAUCUUCAUCAUCAUCAUCAUCAUCAUCAUCAUCACAAGGUCGUCAUAGUAAUGCGAAUAGUAAUAAUAGUAUAAAUGGUAAUAGUAAAAAUAUGAUGGUGUCUAAUGAUCAAUAUUUAAGUGAAAUCUUGUCUGAGAAAGUCUCAACACAAAGAGAUAGAAGAAGAGGAAGAGUUGGAGUUUGGAGGCCUCAUUUAGAGAGCAUUUCUGAGGCUGCAAUUCAUGAAGCAUAAUUAAAUCUCAAUUCGAGUUUGUUAUUAAAAUUUUUUUGUCAAGAAUUUUCUUCACUAAGGUAAAUGUUCUCAAGGAAAGUUUGAAAUUUUUCUUCUAUUUUUUUUUUUCGGUUUGUAAAUACGCAUAGAUUGAAGAAAACAAUAAUAUGCCCCAAAAAAGAAAGUUGUAUUAUUGUUUGAAUUUUGCUACUUAAUAAUUUGAUUAAUUACUA
Messenger RNA from Solanum verrucosum, 835 nucleotides. RefSeq lists its product as uncharacterized. The transcript has a single exon. The record is from RefSeq and is a predicted model, not a curated record. The coding region runs from base 54 to 623 and encodes 189 amino acids. NCBI's taxonomy places the organism in Eukaryota, Viridiplantae, Streptophyta, Magnoliopsida, Solanales, Solanaceae.